This is a messenger RNA of Chenopodium quinoa (quinoa), 1292 nucleotides long. Its product is annotated as xyloglucan endotransglucosylase/hydrolase 2-like. Lineage: Eukaryota; Viridiplantae; Streptophyta; Magnoliopsida; Caryophyllales; Amaranthaceae. Gene Ontology annotation, biological process: xyloglucan metabolic process; cell wall biogenesis. The coding region runs from base 55 to 987 and encodes 310 amino acids. Gene Ontology annotation, cellular component: cell wall; apoplast. The transcript has 3 exons. Gene Ontology annotation, molecular function: hydrolase activity, hydrolyzing O-glycosyl compounds; xyloglucan:xyloglucosyl transferase activity. The record is from RefSeq and is a predicted model, not a curated record.
CUUACUUAGCUACAAAUUUAAAUACUAGGCCAUUAAAUUUUUGCUAGUAAAAUCAUGGGAAUUUUAGCAAUUAAUAAGCAUGAAAAAAUUGUUACGCUCAAAUAUUUUGUGAUGGUUGUUCUUAUGGUGUGCCCUAGUGCUUAUGCUAGAGGUCGAUUUAGUGAUGAAUUUGAGCCUACUUUUGGUGGUAAUAGAGUUCGGGUUUGGGGCCGGACCAACCAGCUCCUUUCGUUGUCCUUAGACAAGUAUUCCGGAUCUGGAUUCCGGUCUAAGAAAGAAUACUUGUAUGGAAGGGUCGAUAUGCAAGUGAAACUUGUUGGUGGUAACUCUGCUGGCACCGUUACUACUCUUUAUUUAACAUCGGAUCAAAGCACGGGUACACACGACGAGAUCGAUUUCGAGUUCUUGGGGAAUGUUAGUGGCCACCCUUACACCUUGCACACUAAUGUGUUCAGCCAUGGGAAAGGCAACAGGGAGCAACAAUUCCACCUUUGGUUUGACCCAACCGCGAACUUCCAUACUUAUUCCUUUGUUUGGAACCCAAAACUCAUCAUGUUCUUGGUCGAUGAAACACCAAUAAGGGUAUUUAGAAACUAUGAGAAUCAUGGAGUUGCAUUUCCAAAGAAUCAACCCAUGAGAAUAUGCUCAAGCCUAUGGAAUGCAGAUGAUUGGGCUACACAAGGUGGAUUAGUAAAAGCAGAUUGGUCCAAGGCCCCAUUCACGGCCUACUUUCGUAACUUCAAUAUUGAUGCUUGUGUUGGGCCGAUUGGAGCCCAUUCCUCUUGCGUAACUGGCCCAACAACCUUUGCCCACUCUCGAGGGCCAACCUAUAGAAAGCCUGCACGUGGCUCAUGGAGGAACCACGAUCUUGAUGCUAGAUCAAGGAAUAGAAUGAGGUGGGUCCAGAAGCAUUUCAUGGUUUAUGAUUAUUGCAAAGAUUGGAAGCGAUUCUCGUCUCAAGGUUACCCUCCUGAAUGCAAGCACUAAUCAAGACUUUCAUUUGAUUUGAUGAAAAACAUUCUUAAUGAACAAAGAUUAUGUAAUCAAAUUUAUUCUUUACCAAUAAACUCAAAUUGAUGUGUGAAUGUUGAUUACUCCGUAAUUUAGUUGGUUAAAGUACGUAUUGAAAAAAUUGAAUAUCUUACAACAAUAAAUAACAUCGAUUUAAUGUUACAAGUUACUACUACAUGUAAUGAGGUAAACACGGGACAUAUAAGUCACUCGUCAUUUCAAUUUGUUUCACAUUUACUCUUUGGUACACAAAGUUUUGUUAUCAAUGACUACGCAAUCAA